AUUUUCUUUUCAGAUUAUUAGAGCGCGUCAUGUUGUGUGUACAUCAGUAUAUGUAUCCGCACUUACGGAGUCUUAUUUUUCGCUUGGGUUGGAAUCUGUGGAACACUUUAGAUUAUUUGACGAAGAAUAUGCAAAAAGAAAAAAAAGGGUGAUAUACUUUCUAACGAUUGACUGUAUUCCACCUCUCAUUUUGUAGCUCAAUUUAUUCUUCUUUAUAUGUAUAUUUUUGUUCGGACCGAGUGACCAGCUUCAGUUAGCUUUGUAGUGAUUACAGCGACUUCAAAAUAGUGCUUUCCGAUAUAUGGAGUGCACAAAAAAGGUCUACUUGAAAGUGGCUAGUUUUCUCAUCUUUCUCCUUCAUCAUGUGGAAGGACAAGAGAGAUUUUAAUCAGCUUAACAAGAAAGAUCAACCAUUGUAUUUAUCCAAACAUUCCUUCAAUGACCUGUCUCAUGUUUGCCCAACAGUUUUUAUCUAUCUUUUGAAGGAAUGCUAUGCUUACGGAACAUGCAAGGCAACUGCUAAAUUUCGAGCUCUACAACAAGUAUUGGUUCAAGUAUAUCAAAAUGAUCCUCAACCCGGGCCAGCUGUUUUUGCUGCUCAGUGCUUCUAUGUUUUGCCAAUAUUUGAAUCAUACCGUGAAGGUUUCUCUCAUCUCAUUUUAUCUUCCUUUGGGCGUUUUCUGAGACUGGAAAGUACCCAAACAGACAUCUUUGAUGCAAAACAUUGGUCUGCAAAAUUGUUUGUGGACAUUGUUGGCAGCAGGCUGAACUAUGAUGAAGGGAUUCUCAUCAAAAUUGUUUCUGUUUUUAAAGUCGAGCUGUCAAACAUAGGGAAAGCUAUAUGUGGCUCACAUGUAAACGAUGCAAUUGGACAUAGAACAGCAGAAAUAUUUGUUCAGCAAUAUAUCUUAAAGUUGAUAGAGUGCAGCUCAUAUACAAAUGCAGUUUUUCUUUUAGAGCACUUCUCUAUCCGGGAGCCAGAAGAUUCCUUUCUACUUAGACUCAUUGAUAAUAAACAAUACAAAGCUGCCGAAAAAUGGGCAACAUUUAAGGGUAAACAAUAUUUGUGUGUGCUUGUCCAGGAAUACUUCGAUAGGAAACUGGAUAAUGAUGCUUAUUUGGUUAUAAGAAAAAAUAGUCUGAGGGAAGAAUUCCCAGUAGCAUAUCAUCAAUACAAAGAAAGCAAACUAAAGAAGCUUGUAGAAAAAGGAUGUUGGGAUGUUGCCGAGGCAAGGACGAACAAUGAUUUAAAGCUUCUUCAGUAUUUGGUUUAUUUAGCUAUGGAAGCUGGCUAUCAAGAGAAGGUUGAAGAACUAUGCAAUCGCCACUCCCUUGAAGGUUUCACAAAUACCAAAGAGCUUGAAGCGUGUGCUGAACAAAGCAAAUAUUUGGAACUCAAAGAUAUGUCUAUUGAGGAAGUUCUUUGGGUUGAUGAUAUAAAUGGCUUGCAUGAUGCUACAUGCCAUCUUGAGGAAUGUAAAGUGGUGGGCCUUGACUGUGAAUGGAAGCCUAAUUAUGUAAAGGGGAGCUUACCUAACAAGGUCUCUAUAAUGCAAAUUGCUUCUGAAAGGAAGGCUUUCAUACUAGAUCUUAUAAAACUACACCAUGAUGUCCCCGAUGUUUUAGAUGACUGCCUAAUUCGCAUACUUCAUUCUCCAGGAAUACUUAAACUUGGGUAUAACUUCCAAUGUGACAUGGCUCAACUUGCUCGCUCUUAUGAAAGGUUGCGCUGCUUUAAGCACUAUGACAUGCUUCUUGACAUUCAGAAUCUUUUUAAGGAGCCAAGGGGGGGUCUUGCUGGUCUAACAAAGAAAAUAUUGGGAGCUGCUUUGAACAAAACCAGACGAAACAGCAACUGGGAGCAACGACCUUUAACUCAAUUUCAGCUAGAAUAUGCUGCACUGGAUGCUGUUGUCCUCCUCCAUAUAUUUCGUCAUGUUCGUGGUCAUACACAGCCUGUUGCUGGGGUCUCCUCUGAUGGGCAUAACAAAAUUGAGUGGAAAUCUCACAUUAUAUCACACACUGAUAGACCGAGAAAGUCAAAGGUUAGCAAGAAGAGUAGGUGCCGGCGAAGACCCGAUCAGUCAGACUGCCAUCUUGAUGAGGUUGAGAAGUGACCCCGGGUGCGUUGGGUUGCAGUAUUAAUGUUUCUUUUACUAAAAUAUGUUUGGAUGAUGAAAUGCCUUCUGAUUAUAUAUUUAUUUGUGUGAAUAUAGCAAUGCGUCCAAGCAGAAUCAUAUUAUCAACCUCUUCUGUUGCACAUAUAUAGAUAGAAAAAACUAUGUACAGUAAUAAUAGUCUUAAAUAUAAUUGUCCCACCAAACAAUUCCUAAAAGGGACCCCCCAUUUGAGUUAAAUAUUCUUAACACAAAUAAAUAGAAAAAU
Messenger RNA from Cuscuta epithymum, 2385 nucleotides. The record is from the annotation of a GenBank genome assembly. NCBI's taxonomy places the organism in Eukaryota, Viridiplantae, Streptophyta, Magnoliopsida, Solanales, Convolvulaceae.